Molecule: messenger RNA, 4414 nt
Organism: Carlito syrichta (Philippine tarsier)
Lineage: Eukaryota; Metazoa; Chordata; Mammalia; Primates; Tarsiidae
Gene: RUFY3
Product: RUN and FYVE domain containing 3
Exons: 14
Coding region: 742-2205 (487 amino acids)
Biological process (GO): regulation of axonogenesis
Cellular component (GO): cytoplasm
Source: RefSeq, a predicted model, not a curated record
GUACAGGAUGAGAGAGAGCAGCCUAAUUGCUCUCCCUGCAUCAGCAGCAUCUAUAAAAGCAUCCUGGGAAUUGCUCGCCCUACGUUCAGAGCAGCUGGUCACAUGAGCCUGAAUUUUCAGUUCAGUUCAUUAGUCAGCCAUUUUGGUCAACACCCUGCUUACUGCGCACGACCAAUCCUAUGAGAACUCAGCAUCCCGGCUCAUCUGAGCAGAUCCUGGAAGUGAUUUCUGCGGCUUGGGAUUUUUUUAAAGCUAAAUUGAAAGUAUAGGUUUAUUUUUUGUUUAGUGUUUUCUUUUUAUGUUUUUUUCCCCUAUACAAAGAAGGAGAAUUUAUUCGUGCUGAGACCAGUUUUUUAAAACCAGAUAAGGCAGCAUCGGCUGUGCAGGAUUUAAAGCCUAUAGCUCAGCUGGAAAAAGGGGGAAGGGAAGAUAAAAGGAGAGGAAGCCGGGAGAGACAAGCAUCAUCUUAUUUUGCUAUGUGGUAGGAACUGUCUGUAAGAAAAGGUAGUGUAGAAUUUUUUAUCUUGAGCAGUUGGUUCUUUAAACUAUAAGGUAUUUUUCCUUGUUUUUAAAAAAUCUCCCUCACCCCUUUUCCUAAAAGCUUUGUUUCAGAGCUUUGGCCUUGGGGUUUUUUAGUGAGGAGGUCUUAUAUAUUUUUUGGGGUGUGUGUGUGUGUGUGUGUGUGUGUGUGUGUGUGUGUGUGUGUGUGUGUGUGUGUGUUGUGGUCCCAGCUGAGUCAUCAUGUCUGCUCUGACGCCUCCGACCGAUAUGCCAACCCCCACCACUGACAAGAUCACACAGGCUGCCAUGGAGACCAUCUACCUUUGCAAAUUCCGAGUGUCUAUGGAUGGAGAAUGGCUCUGCCUGCGAGAGCUGGAUGACAUCUCACUUACACCUGACCCAGAGCCUACCCAUGAAGACUCUUGGGAGGAUUUGACAGAUUUGGUGGAGCAAAUGCGGGAUGAUACAGAAGAUCCUAAUUAUCUCAUGGCUAACGAACGCAUGAACCUGAUGAAUAUGGCCAAGCUGAGUAUCAAGGGCUUGAUUGAAUCCGCUCUGAACCUGGGGAGGACUCUAGACUCUGACUAUGCACCUCUCCAGCAAUUCUUUGUGGUGAUGGAGCACUGUCUGAAACAUGGCUUGAAAGCUAAGAAAACUUUUCUUGGACAAAAUAAAUCCUUCUGGGGGCCUCUAGAACUUGUAGAAAAGCUUGUUCCAGAAGCUGCAGAGAUAACAGCAAGUGUUAAAGAUCUUCCAGGACUUAAGACACCAGUAGGCAGAGGAAGAGCCUGGCUUCGUUUGGCAUUGAUGCAAAAGAAACUUUCAGAAUAUAUGAAAGCUUUGAUCAAUAAGAAAGAGCUUCUCAGUGAAUUCUAUGAACCCAAUGCCCUCAUGAUGGAGGAAGAAGGAGCCAUAAUUGCUGGUCUCUUGGUGGGUUUGAAUGUCAUUGAUGCUAAUUUCUGCAUGAAAGGAGAAGAUUUGGACUCUCAGGUUGGAGUCAUAGAUUUUUCAAUGUAUCUCAAGGAUGGGAACAGCAGUAAAGGUAGCGAAGGAGAUGGUCAGAUUACUGCAAUUCUGGACCAGAAGAACUAUGUAGAAGAACUCAACAGACAUCUGAAUGCUACUGUAAACAACCUUCAGGCAAAAGUAGACGCAUUAGAAAAAUCCAACACUAAACUGACAGAGGAGCUUGCAGUGGCAAACAACAGGAUCAUUACCUUGCAAGAAGAAAUGGAACGAGUAAAAGAGGAAAGUUCCUACCUACUGGAAUCCAAUCGGAAGGGUCCUAAGCAAGACAGAACUUCAGAAGGGCAGGCACUAAGUGAAGCAAGAAAGCAUUUAAAGGAGGAGACACAAUUACGAUUGGAUGUUGAAAAAGAACUGGAGAUCCAGAUCAGCAUGCGACAGGAGAUGGAGUUGGCCAUGAAGAUGCUGGAGAAGGAUGUCUGUGAGAAGCAGGAUGCGCUUGUGUCUCUUCGGCAGCAACUAGAUGAUCUCAGGGCUCUGAAGCAUGAACUUGCGUUUAAGCUGCAGAGUUCAGACUUAGGAGCUAAACAGAAAAGUGAACUAAACAGUCGCUUGGAAGAGAAGACUAAUCAGAUGGCUGCUACCAUUAAGCAACUUGAACAAAGUGAAAAGGAUUUGGUGAAACAGGCAAAGACCUUAAAUAGUGCAGCAAAUAAACUGAUCCCAAAACAUCAUUAGGCAUUUUGCAGUUGGUCACCUUGCAAGUCCGAUAUUACAACUUAAUUGUAAAAGGAAGAAAUCUGGAAGUUAUUAAAUUUAAGCUCUGAUUCUAUAUAAAAUGUCACCAAAAGUUGACUUUGAAUUGGUUGGACUUUUAAAAAACCAGUAUAGGUUUUUAAAAUAUAGGUUGGGGUUUUUUCUUAUUAUUAUUUUCACUCUAGGAAAAAAAAAUUUGGUAUAAGUUCAUAAUUAAAUGCCAAAUAAACUUUGAGAAAUUACUUCUGAGUUGACCAAUAAAUAAAUACCAUUUUUAAGAAGCCUAGGGAAAUGAAGCUCUGUACAUAUAUUAAUGAUGCCUUUACAACCUAAUCCUUGAUAAUAUCAGAUUCUAGGUGCGUUGUUCAUGUCUGUAUCAGCAAACCUGUUUUGCCAUUGCAGUGUAAUGAACUAGAGGUAACUACCAUGUGAACUUGGACUCUUCUAAAGUAGUUCUGUGUCUCUUAGGCCAUGACCCCUUUUCACUUUUGUUAUAUAGGUUUAAUCCCCAAGCCAAGGAUAAGUACUUAAUAUUUCAUUACUGUUCUACUUUCAGUAACCAAGAUUGCUUGCAACUUUUUUUGCCUUAGUGACUUUAAAAAAAAAACCAAAAGCCUCCUUUAUUUCUUUAAAGCACAUAGAGAUAAAAUUAGUAAUUAGGUAACUUAUGAUAACAUAAUAAUGUGGAAGCUUGGGAAAACCCUCCUAAUAUUUGUCAUCUUCUACCUCUGCCAUUUUUCUGCAAUUUCAUUUCCUACUUAGGUGGCUUGGAGAGAACAUUUAAUAAAAACACACUCUCCUUUAAAGAAAAAAGUGUACUGCACUUUUUCCAUAUCUAUCCUGCUUUUCCUAUUGGAGUCCAGAGAACAGGGUAAAGACAGGAAUGAUAAUGUUGUUCCUGUCAUUUCUUACCUGGAAACAUUUAAGGUUUCCUGUUACUUUUUGUUCAGAUGGGGAGUUGCUAAAAGUUCCGGGAAAAUAAUAAUUGAAUUAAUUAGAGCUAGAAAAACAUUUUAGAGUAGGAAAUAGAUACGCGAUAAACUUAUAUUCUUUAUUAUUAUUUAGUACAAAAGUAGAGAUUCCCAGUAGAUAUCCACAAGCAAUAUUAGCAGGGCUUCUUUUUCUGAGUGAUUACAGAUUUAACCCUUUCUAGGCUUUACAUUGUAAAUAACCCUAUAAAUACUUUGAUUUUUUUUAAUGUCUUGAUUUGGGGAGGUAGGCUUCACAUAAGCCUUCAUUCCUUCAAAAGGUCUUGACAAAAUAUUUGUUUUUUCUCAUUCUGAUAUGCUUUGCAGCAUUUCAGCUGCUUAGGUGGGGACAAAGAUAACCCUUUUGCUUCCAGCUCUUGAAAUUCUUUAUCUUCUCGGCAAAACCAGAGAUUUCAUGUGUGCUUUAGAUGUCCCUGCACAGAUCUGAACCAAAAUCAAGUCAAAGAACAUAUAUUUAGAGCAACUUUAUGAAAGACCCUGGGCUCUUGAACUUAUUUUAGUUCUUAUGAUUUUGCACCUAUAUAAAUCAAGUUCUUUCUAUAUAUAUAUAUUUCAUCAAUCUUGUGAUGAGCCACCUUUUCUAUGAGCAUUUGGAAGACAUGAUCAAACAUAACUCUCUAAAGACUAUGCAUAGCAUGCUUCUAAAUUCUAUUAUGUAAAGGCCCAAAUGUUUCACCUUCUAAAACUCGCUUCGUUAUAGGUGCAAGGUUAUAAGAUGUUGAGAAGAAAACCUCAAUCAGAAUCUUCCAGCAGAUGUGGUGAAGAGUCUUACAUAGGCCCAGUCCUGAGUUCUUUGUCCACUUAGUCACCUACCACUUGGUGGGAAUGGAGGAAGAGGGAAAGGAAAAAGACAGCUAAACUCUGACAAAAGCUUCUCCCAAUAGAAUAACCCAAAACCUGGGGAAGGGUUGAUGUAUACUAUCCCAUGAUUUAAUAUAUAUGGUUAGGAAAAAGGACAAGAAGAAAUGUUAUAAUACCACAUAUGAAAAGGUAGUUGCCCAUUUACAAGUUCCAGUUAUGUGUGUAAAACCGAAGAAUAAAGGUCCAAAUCUUAAGAAAUAAAAACAAAAAAGUAGAUUUAAUUUAAAUGACUGUGUACUUGAGGUUGGCUUUGGAUAUGGAUUUUCUAAAAAGUGAUGUUUAUUGUUUAUCAUCUAAUGGCUGUAAACCGUAGUACUAGAAUAAAAAAAAAUGGAAAAUCA